UAUUUCUUGCGUUGAACUUGACGCUGGCGCUGCGGAUGCAGGAGAGGGAGCUGUGGCUAUUUAAAGAGGGGCAUCCAGUCACGGAUAAAUAACAGAAGGUCCACGGCGUUGACUAACCGCCUCUAAAUGGUUUUCAUCCCACACUGUGUAUCUGUGCGCGGCUUCUUACUGUUUAUUAGUCCGGACUGAGGCCGCUUCACCGCAGUGACAACCAUCCGUCGACCAGUCCACCCAGUCCAGUCUAACAGCUCUUUCUCCGAGGGUCUAUUCUGCUGUUUUAAAUUGUAUUUCUUAUUUUCGGAGAUACCUGAAAAAUGGGAAAAGAUUACUAUAAAACGUUGGGUAUCUCUAAAGGAGCCACAGACGAGGAUAUUAAGAAAGCUUACAGAAAACAAGCGCUGAAAUGGCACCCGGACAAAAACAAGUCUGCAGCCGCCGAGGAGAAAUUUAAGGAAAUCGCCGAGGCAUAUGAAGUCCUCAGUGAUCCGAAGAAAAGAGAAGUUUAUGAUCAGUAUGGAGAGGAAGGUCUCAAGGGAGGAAACGGGCCCACUGGUGAUGGACAAGGCAGCACCUUCACCUACACCUUCCAUGGGGACCCUCACGCCACCUUCGCUACUUUCUUCGGGGGUUCAAACCCCUUCGAGAUCUUCUUCGGGCGUAAAGCCAACGGCCGAGACGACGAGGACAUGGAGGUGGAUGGAAACGACCCCUUUGGCUCCUUCACCAGCUUCAACCUGAACGGAUUCCCCCGCGACGGGCAUGUCGGCCCCGGAGGGCAGCAGCGCCGGAAGCAGGACCCAGCCAUCAUCCACGAACUGAGGGUCUCCCUGGAGGAGGUCUUCCACGGCUGCACCAAGAGGAUGAAAAUCUCUCGCAAAAGGCUAAAUCCAGAUGGCAGGACCAUGCGCACUGAGGAUAAGAUUCUCACUAUUGAGAUCAAGCGGGGCUGGAAAGAGGGAACCAAGAUCACGUUCCCGCGCGAGGGAGACGAGUCGCCCACUACCAUUCCUGCUGACAUUGUUUUCGUCAUCAAGGACAAGCCACACCCUCACUUUAGGCGGGAAGGCUCGAACAUUGUGUAUCCUGUGCGUGUGAGCUUACGACAGUCGUUGUGCGGAUGCUCGGUUACCGUGUCGACGAUAGACGGGAAGACGUGCAACAUGAAGAUCACGGAUGUCGUCAAGCCUGGCAUGAGAAAGACUGUUGCCGGACAGGGUCUCCCCUUCCCCAAAAACCCCGAGCAGAGAGGAGACCUGGUGGUGGAGUUUGAUGUGAACUUCCCUGAGACGUUGCCCGGCAACGCCAAGGAAGUCCUGAAACGGCAUUUACCUACUUAGGACGAAGGACACGGACUGAACAAGGGGAGAUAACCACAUGACAGCGCUCACCCUCGUUACCAAACACACACACACACACACACACACAUACACACACACACAAGGACAGUUGUGACAGUUCACAGAUGGACCCCCUGACGAAUGUGCAAUUUCUAUUUUUGAGCUAUGUGGUGAUUUUAUAAAUACCAUGCAUGCUGCCAAGUUGAUAUAAGUGCAAGUGAAAGACUGUCUGGGUUGUUGAUAUCUGAAAGUACACAUUGUAUGUAUGUGGGUCUUUGCCACAAUCACUUUAUCUGUUUGUUUGUUGGAAAUAUUUGGUAGUGAACAAGUCUACAGUUUCCAAAAAAACCAUCCCAGUGAUCCUGGGGAAAAUUGCAGUGCCAAACAGUACAUUUUCUUGCUCUCAUAUAGAUUUCACAGGCUUCAUUACUGACAUUUGUUAACUGUCAUUCACGUUUAUUUUGUCAUUAAGAGAUAAAAGCCUCAAUUUGGAGGCUGUCUUAAAAUUUGCGUACAAGUUAUUCAAGAGGAAAGUGGUUGAAUGAAUUGGAUUGUCGUGUGCAUUUUAGAAACUUACAUGUGAAGAUAUUGAACUUGAAUUUUAAAAUAAAUAUUUCCACAUGAA
Siniperca chuatsi (mandarin fish) is the source of this 1962-nucleotide messenger RNA. RefSeq names its product DnaJ heat shock protein family (Hsp40) member B4 (gene dnajb4). Bases 315 to 1337 code for a protein of 340 amino acids. The record is from RefSeq and is a predicted model, not a curated record. The transcript is spliced from 3 exons. Lineage: Eukaryota; Metazoa; Chordata; Actinopteri; Centrarchiformes; Sinipercidae. Gene Ontology annotation, cellular component: cytosol. Gene Ontology annotation, molecular function: protein-folding chaperone binding.